Molecule: messenger RNA, 4819 nt
Organism: Hyla sarda
Lineage: Eukaryota; Metazoa; Chordata; Amphibia; Anura; Hylidae
Gene: EMSY
Product: EMSY transcriptional repressor, BRCA2 interacting
Exons: 19
Coding region: 749-4774 (1341 amino acids)
Biological process (GO): regulation of DNA-templated transcription
Cellular component (GO): nucleoplasm
Source: RefSeq, a predicted model, not a curated record
AAACACAAUGUGGGGUUGAGAUUCACCACUGGAUAUUUCCUUUAAAAAUUGCUGAAACCCAAAAACCCCAAUAAAGAGUAAAAAUUAAACAAUGUGGGGGAUAUUUAUCAAAACAUGUGCAAAGGAAAAGUUGCCCAGUUGCCCAUAGCAACCAAUCAGAUCGCUUCUUUCAUUUUGCAGAGGCCUUGGUAAAAAUUAAAGAAGUGAUCUGAUUGGUUGCUAUGGGCAACUCAGCAACUUCCUCCCUGGACAGGUUUUGAUAACUCUCCCCCAGUGUAUUUGGGUUUCAUAUUAUUUUAAUAUUGACUCCCAAAAAAAUAAGCGGCUGUCAUUUUCUAUCUAAAUACGUUUUUGUCCUCUCAGUCCUCCAAAGCUGCAAUAACACCUAGGGGUCGCUGUAACGCUUUUGCUGUUUGUCCCUCUUCAGCUUCCGUCCGCGGCUCACCCCCCUCCUUCGUUUAUGAUACGCUCGCCUCAUCUGCGAAACCGUCCAAUCAGAUGGCAGCACUACAACUCCUGGCGUCCCCCGCGCAUGCGCAAUGUCGCCGGCGCGCCAUCUUGACAGCGGGAGCUGCAGUCAAACCCACUGGAUCUGUGUUGGCCGAGCGAUCCGUUGGCCCUCCGCCGUAUCGCAGGGAUAGGGACCCUACGUACACGUCUGGGGGCCGCUCACAGCGUGAGAGGAGCUGCAGGGAGUGAUGUCUUCUAGCGUUCUCCCCCUCAGGGCUGUGUGACUGCAGGGGACAGGAUGCCAGUGGUGUGGCCGACCCUGCUGGAUUUCAGUCGAGAUGAAUGCAAAAGGAUCCUCCGGAAACUGGAGCUGGAGGCGUACGCGGGUGUUAUCAGCGCUCUGCGUGCACAGGGCGACCUCAGCAAGGAGAAGAAAGACCUUCUGGGAGAACUCUCUAAGGUUCUGAGCAUUUCUACAGAGCGGCAUCGUGCGGAGGUCCGCAGAGCGGUGAAUGAUGAGCGCCUCACUACAAUUGCUCACAAUAUGUCCGGUCCGAACAGUUCCUCUGAAUGGUCCAUUGAAGGGCGGAGGUUGAUCCCUCUCAUGCCUCGCCUGGUUCCUCAGACGGCUUUUACAGCUGCUGCCAACGCCAUAGCUAACUCUGCCGGACAACAUAACUCCUCCCUGCCCGACCCUGCAGAGACUGGAAACAAGGAAGUGGUUGUGUGUUACUCUUACACCAGUACGACGUCCACACCUACAUCCACGCCUGUCCCCAGUGGAAGUGUGGCUACUGUCAAGUCCCCCCGACCUGCCAGUCCUGCCUCCAAUGUGGUCAUCCUGCCCAGCGGCAGCACAGUCUAUGUGAAAAGUGUCAACUGUUCGGACGACGACGAAAAGCCCCGAAAGCGACGGCGGACCAACUCCAACAGCUCCUCCCCCGUGGUCCUAAAAGAUGUGCCCAAACCCACCACCCCAGUCUCCAAGACAAUCACCGUGCCGGUCGCCAGCAGCCCCAAAAUGAGUAACCUUAUGCAGAGCAUCGCCAACUCUUUACCUCCGCACAUGUCCCCGGUGAAGAUUACUUUUUCUAAGCCCACCACCCAGACCACAAACACGUCCACCCAGAAGGUAAUAAUAGUCACCACCUCUCCCGGCUCUACAUUUGUCCCGAACAUUUUAUCCAAGUCUCACAACUACGCGGCGGUCACCAAACUGGUUCCCACGUCCGUCAUCACAUCCACCACGCAGAAGCCACCCAUGGUGGCCACCUCAGCCCAGUCCACCGCUGUCACUACUAUUAGUUUCACCAGCGGCACCUCCACUCCGGCGUCUACGGGAAGCAUCGCUGUCACCGCGGUGGUGUCCUCAACGCCGUCCCUUGUGAUGUCCUCGGUGGCGCAAAGUAUCUCAACGUCAACCAUGAAAGCCGCCGCCAACAGGCUGCCCUCCCCCAAGAGCCUGGUAGCGUCUCCCGGCCAAAUCCUUGCACAGUUUCCUAAGCAAUACCAGCAGUCACCGAAACACCAGAUCCAUCAGAUAUCGCAGCAGGUCCCGCCUCUGGCGCAGCCGCCAACCUUAUCCCACCCUGCUCCCCCCUCCGCACAGCAACAGGUGACCCAAGGGAUGAAACCCACCAUACAGAUUAAGCAGGAGUCUGGUGUCAAAAUAAUCACGCAACAAGUUCAGCCCAGUAAGAUCCUGCCAAAACCAGUGUCUGCAUCUCUGACGAACAGCAGCAACGCCCCGAUUAUGGUGGUCAGCAGCAACGGGGCCAUAAUGACGACUAAGCUGGUUAACACCCCCAGUGGGACACAGGCCACUUACACACGUCCGGCUGUCAGUUCGGCCCUCGGGGCUCGUAUGGCGGCUACUCCAGGUGCUACCUAUGUAAAGACGACCAGUGGGAGUAUUAUCACUGUGGUGCCAAAGUCUCUGGCCACACUGGGAGGCAAAAUCAUCACCAGCAACAUUGUAUCCGGUACAACCACAAAGAUCACCACUAUCCCCAUGACCUCUAAACCGAAUGUCAUUGUGGUGCAGAAAACCACCGGCAAAGGCACAACCAUACAGGGGAUCCCGGGGAAAAACGUAGUGACGACACUGCUGAACGCAGGGGUAAGUGUGGGGGAUAAGGCUCUUCAGGCCAUGACGCCUGGCACAAAGCCAGCAAUCAUCACCGCCACCCGGCCCAUCACCAAGAUGAUCGUCACCCAGCCCAAGGGUUUAGGGUCCGCAGUACAGCCGGCAACGAAGAUCAUUCCCACCAAAAUAGUGUAUGGACAGCAGGGGAAAACACAGGUCCUUAUAAAACCGAAGCCCGUCACAUUUCAGGCCACUGUCAUGAGUGAGCAGACCCGGCAGCUGGUUACUGAAACGCUGCAGCAAGCGUCACGGGUGGUGGAGACCACAAGUGCCACCAUCCAAGAAGUGAAGGAAGACACUGAGAGCAGUUCAUCGUCCACAGAGUCCUCCCAGAGCUCUCAAGGUGCCGUUGUCUACAUGUCAAAUUCCCAGCCGGUGGUCCACGUGAUUGCGUCUCGUGGUCAAGACUGGUCAGAACAUGAAAUAGCCAUGGACACCACUCCCACAAUAAUCUACCAAGACAUCGCAGGGGAGUCCCAGUCUGCAACGUCAACCAUCAAGGCCCUAAUGGAGCUGCAGCAGACCAGCGUGAAAGACAAAGCGGAUUUUAAGCCCCGCAGGCCGACUAUUGACCUCAGUCAGAUGGCUGUUCCUAUCCAGAUGGCCCCUGAUAAACACCAGACUGAAAGGUCUUCCAUUGCUGUGGUGGAAUCAGAAUUGGUUGCAGAAUACAUAUCUACAGGUAAGACGAGACCCGUGGCUUCCACCACCACCGUAAGUUCUGGAGACGUUCCUCUCACCUCGCUCCUCCAGGUCAGCCACCCGUCGCAGCACCACCACCACCUGCAGACGUCGCAGUCCUCUCGUACUCUGCUGCAGCACAUGUCGCAGUCUCAGAGCGCAGCGCAGACGUCGGUGGUGGUAAAAUCUCUUCCCACCUCCUCUAGCGGGGCCAUCACACACAUAAUGCAUCAGGCAUUGAGCAGCCACACCGCGUUCAAGAGAACAGAAGAGACUGUGACGGAAGAAGGGGAAGUGGAAGAAAUGGACACGCUGGAUCCCCAGACCGGACUCUUCUACAGAUCCGCCUUGGCUCAGAGGCAGCAGAAACAAAUCCACCUGCACCAGGAGGGGGCGCACCUCCAAGUGAAGACGGUCCAGUCCCUGCAGACCAAGCAGAAGCAGAUCAUCCAGCUCCAGCCGGAGCAGAUCCAGCAUAAGAUCCAGCAGACGGCCCAGCUGUCCAUCCGACAGCAGAAGAUCACCCCCCUACAGCAGGAGCACAUCCAGCAGCACACGCAGCGCCACAUGCUGGUCAAAGAGAGGCAUAUCCCAUCGCUGGUAUCUCAGCCCCAACAGACUGUAGUGCAGGUGCUGGCCGUAAAGACAACCCAGCAGCUGCCGAAACUACAGCAGGUCGCAGGUCAACAGAAGAUCUACAUGCAGUCGCAGCUCUCCCAGACCCCGAUGCAGAUCCCAGUGUCAUCAGAGAAGCAGAUGGUCAGCCAGCCCAUUGUAUCACAGGGUUCUGCUGUUACGAAGAUCACAUUUGAGGGACAUCAACCGCCCACUGUUUCGAAAGCAACCAUAAGCGAAUGUCUACCGAAGCUCACCCCUGCCAUGGCCAGUCUCCUCCCUGGGGUGUCAAUGGCGGACAAGGCCUCCGUCGCGGAUAUACUGAAGAUGUCCAUGAUGGAAGCCGAUAUUGAUACGAAUGUUGAACCCAUGAUUGUGGAUCCUCCAUGUAAAGUAGCCCCUAUUAUUAAACCCAUGCCAGUUUUAACGGAGGCGGCCAUACCUCCUCAGGUGCAGAGGUUAUCUACACCAAGUGCAGUGACUACAACCAACGUACCGCCACCUCCUAAAUGCUUCCCAGCCCCCAUUAUUACCGCAACCUCUUCCACUGCGCUGCCAGUACCGUUGCCUCCGCCACCUCCACUUACCAGGAAGGUAGAUGUCCCUGUGGCCAGUCAGAUCAUUCAGAUCCAGAAUAUUCCACAGGCUCCAAAGAGAACGGAAGAAAUGCCUUCUGAAAUCAUUAUACAGACCAUCCCGCAGUAUCCCAUCCCCUGUCACUCCAGCUCCAAUGUUGUGGUGGAGCCCAGCGGCCUCCUGGAGAUGAAUAACUUCACCAGUCAGCGGCUCGGAGAUGAGGACACGGUCAUCAUUCACGACAGCGACAUCAACACGGACGAGAGGACACAGUGUAAACCGUCGCUCAAUAUCGAGCACGCGUAGCGGCCACGGAAAAUAUUUUGUGGCCUCUUAGACUGAGAAGACGAA